AUCAACUUUUUUUUUCUUUUUUUCUUUUCUUUUUUUUUUUUUUUUGAGUCAAACAACGACUUUCGUGUGACACCGAGGAGUGGAAGUCAGACUAUCGUGCAGUGAGCUCUGUGAAGCGGGCUGCGGUGAACUCUUCCCGAAAGGGAUAUCUGCUUCCAUUGAAAACAGCGAUCUGUCUUCACUUUCCCAACCGGACAGAGAGUAACAAUUUUCGGUCGUGAGCGCUUCUGAUGGUGGGUGGAGAGAGAGUUUUUUCUUUUACUUCUUUUUUGGAGAACUGAGAAACGACUUUAAUCCAGCAAACACAUCAGACACAGACAGAACAAGCGUACGUACUCUUUAUGAGCCUAGACCUGCUUCACCUUCACACACCUCCACACAGUCACACUGGGAUCUGGCCUGAACAAAAACACUCUUCAGCAGCUGCCACUAAGCGACUCAGGAGCAGUUGGAGGUUGGGUGCUGACAACAGCAGACUGUAGGACAGAGGUGCUUUUUCCUCCGCUCCUCUGCCUCUUCUCUGACUAUGCCAGCUCUAAAACCACAGAGCACUUUCCCAGCGGUGAAGCGGCGGACCAUGGACAACAGGCCUGUCCGGACAAAACGAACCGGUCCCGUGCGACAUCUGCUGCUGGCUGCCGCCUUCCUUGCCUGCAGCUGCCAACUGCUGAUGGUGGAUGCGAACUCGUGGUGGUCACUCGGUCUGACCCCAAUGCAGCGGCCAGAGAUGUACAUUAUUGGAGCUCAGCCUCUCUGCAGUCAGCUGUUGGGUCUCUCCCAGGGUCAGAGGAAACUGUGCCAGCUUUACCAAGACCACAUGACCUACAUUGGAGAUGGAGCCAAGACGGGCAUCAAGGAAUGCCAAUACCAGUUCAGACAGAGGAGGUGGAACUGCAGCACUGUGGACAACACAUCUGUGUUUGGGCGGGUCAUGCAGAUCGGCUCCAGGGAAACAGCCUUUACCUACGCUAUCAGUGCAGCCGGCGUGGUCAACGCCAUCAGCCGGGCAUGCCGCGAGGGAGAGCUCUCCACCUGUGGCUGCAGCCGCACCGCUCGACCCCGGGACCUGCCGCGUGACUGGCUGUGGGGCGGUUGCGGCGAUAACGUGCAUUAUGGCUACAGGUUUGCUCGGGAGUUUGUCGACGCCAGGGAGAGAGAGAAGAAUUACCCCCGAGGGUCGACUGAGCAUGCCCGGAUGCUGAUGAACCUGCAUAAUAAUGAAGCAGGGAGACAGGCAGUCUAUAACCUGGCUAAUGUGGCCUGUAAGUGUCAUGGAGUCUCAGGUUCCUGCAGUUUGAAGACCUGUUGGCUCCAGCUGGCUGACUUCAGACGUGUUGGAGAGUUCCUGAAAGAGAAAUACGACAGCGCGGCAGCAAUGAGGGUCGGGCGCAAGGGAAAGCUGGAGCUUCUAGACAAGCGCUUCAACCCCCCCACCGCUCAGGACAUGGUCUACAUCGACCCCAGCCCAGACUACUGCCUCCGCAAUGAGACAACGGGAUCGCUGGGCACGCAGGGUCGGCUCUGCAACAAAACCUCAGAGGGCAUGGACGGCUGCGAGCUGAUGUGCUGCGGCAGAGGUUACGACCAGUUUAAGACCUACAAGCACGAGCGCUGCCACUGCAAGUUCCACUGGUGCUGCUACGUCAAGUGCAAACGCUGCACGACGCUUGUGGACCAGUUUGUGUGUAAAUAGCGCGCUUCAGGAUUUGGAGGAGGCGAUGGUGACGACGACAGAGGGUGCUGGAGGUGGCGGGACGGUGAUGUUUCAGAGUUUUGUUCAGGAUCAGACGCACAAAAAUCACAUUUCUGACAAAUUUCCUCAUCUCCCACCUUUUCACAUCAAGAAAAAAAAAAAAGCUGCAUUGCACCUGUGUGGCUUUUUUUUUUU
This is a messenger RNA of Archocentrus centrarchus (flier cichlid), 1888 nucleotides long. RefSeq names its product wingless-type MMTV integration site family, member 5b (gene wnt5b). Lineage: Eukaryota; Metazoa; Chordata; Actinopteri; Cichliformes; Cichlidae. The record is from RefSeq and is a predicted model, not a curated record. Bases 527 to 1693 code for a protein of 388 amino acids. The transcript has 9 exons. Gene Ontology annotation, molecular function: cytokine activity; frizzled binding. Gene Ontology annotation, biological process: canonical Wnt signaling pathway; multicellular organism development; cell fate commitment. Gene Ontology annotation, cellular component: extracellular region.